Molecule: messenger RNA, 6194 nt
Organism: Paramuricea clavata
Lineage: Eukaryota; Metazoa; Cnidaria; Anthozoa; Malacalcyonacea; Plexauridae
Source: the annotation of a GenBank genome assembly
AUGAGCGAACUGGAAAAUGACGAUGUCAAUCGCCAGCUUUGCGCCGUUGCUGCGGAUGAAAUGUUCGAGUCCUGGUCGUCGGAGACACAGGAGCAGAUUUUGGCUGAAUGGAAUGAUUGGCGACGAGACGAAAACCCUGGACAUAGCUGUGAUGAAUGUGGCAAAACAUUUACACGAUCCAGCGACCUAAAGCGCCAUACAAAACGUGUACACACUGGAGAAAGAGCUUUUUCUUGCAACCAUUGUGACAAGUCCUUUGCUAGGAAAGAUAUGUUGAAACGUCACGAGAAAGUCCAUAGCAAGGAAAAAAUAUACGAAUGCCAUAGAUGUCACAAGAAAUUUGCUCGAAAGGUAUGUAGUACCGACAGUUUAUAUUCUAACUGCGAUGUAUUUUAAACUAUUAUGCUUAUUUAUUAUUUUUCAAGGACAAACUGAAUAGGCAUAUGAAAAUGCACGAGCGCCGUGGCGCGGAACGGGAAUAUACUUGUAAAGUAUGUGGUGAAGUAUUCCGAAAUAUAUUUCCAUUACAAGCCCAUCAACGCGAAGUCCACCAAGUUGGCCGUGGGAAACGUACCAAGACGCCGACCCGGCGAACGAAGAGACAAAGAACUGAUGAACCAGGUAUGUAUAGAUGAAAAUAUUUCGAUUGCUGACUUUGUAUUUAUACAGAUAUUUUCUCUCUUUUAAGAACCUACAAGAUCUUCGACACGCGUUAACGAAGGUAAGCAUUUGUGUGUUUUCCGUUGCUAUGAUUGUCAAACACCAGUAAUACAUUUUUUUUCCUUUUCAGGUGCUUCUACGUCUGCUGUCGUCAACGAAGGUAUGAAAUUCAAAUUUUUAUACCGCAUAUAGUAUAUUGAUUGUGGUGAUUUGAUGUGUAUAUUGACAAUGUUAAUUACUCGCAACCUCGGUUUUAAAACAUUGCCUGGAGAAAGACUUUGAAAUCCUAACAUUUAAGAAAGAAAGACUUUGAAAUCCUAACGUUUACAUUUGAAAAAUAUUUUCAUGUUGUUUCACUGAUGUUUGUGUUUUGAAGACCUGAUAAAAAUAAUCGAGUAAUUUUUAAGCGUGGGUUUAUAGUGUGGAAUGUUCCUAAUUAUUCGUGUUAGACUUAUGUUCAUUUGAUUUAGAACUAUUAAUUUAUGUCAUUGUACGAGUAUUUACGCUACAUCUGUUUUAUAACAUUCGCUAGCGUUUUAUAGUGAGGUAAAAGUAAUUUUUUGGUUGCGUGGGUUUAUCAUGUUGCUAUGUGAAAUUUGCAUGUUACUAAUUUUUUCAUGUUAGACUUAUGUCGAUUUUUUAUGAAUCGGGUGUUUGUAUGACAAAAUUAGUGCGAAGCUCUAGACAAAAAUAAAGAAUCGGGUGUUAUUUCUAUAGGACCCCAACCGUUCCCUCAAGAUCCGCUAUUACCCCCACCUAACCUGCCUUCCCAACUUCACCGAGAUCAUUGGCGUGCUAUACGUACGCGACAGAGUCCAGACAACCGAGUGCAAGAUUGGUACAACUAUCGUCUAAGCUCAGCGAAUAUGGGUCAACUUGUUGAUGAUAUAGAGCGUAUAUUUGAAGAUCAAUCGACUGUCUUUAAGUUAAAUCUAUCUUUUGGUUUCGUAUUGUUUAACAACGAGACACAGCAAAUGCAAUACCACCACCCCUCAGCAAACAACAACCGUGUUUUCGACUCCCCAUUCCAGAUACAUAAUCGCGAGGAUUUGGUCCAAGUUCGCGAAACGAUGCAAAACAUUGACAUUCAUGAAUGGGCUCGACAACAACGGCCCAACUCGAAAUGGAUUGUCAUGGGUAUUACCAACGUUAUCUUCUACGUCACCAAACUUCGAGACCAUCUCAUCGGACGUUCUGUGCGUUUACCCAAAUACGUGUUGGAGAAUCCUGCCACUGUGUCGCUAGACUGUGAUAGUAAUACCAGUUUACCAUACGAGGAUAAACUUUGUUUCUUUCGUUGUUUGGCUAUGCACAAAGGUUGCCACCCCAAAAAUUUAGAACGUGAUACUCAUCAUUUUUAUGAACAAUAUUCGGAAGAUGAUGAUUUUGACGGUGUUACCCUAGAGGAACUACCUGAACUGGAAAAGUUAUUCGAGUUAAACAUUUACGUGUAUUGCCUUACAGAGUUACACGACGAGGGCGAAGACAAGACCUCCAUUGUGGCUCAACUGAUACAGCGCUCCCAUUGUAGAUAUACCAAUUCGAUGUACCUGAACCUCUACGGUAGUCACUUCAGCUACAUUAAGAAUUUGGCCAUGUAUUCCAAGUCCUAUUGUUGUUGCAAAUGUGACAAAAUGUGGAAGACAGCGAGAGCCUUAAACCGACACGAGCGAACAUGCGAAGCAACUAUACGUCACAUCUUCCCUGGUGGUGUCUACACAGUUCCACAACCAUCUUCGAUUUGUUGGCCGACGAGGGAAUCGAGAUCCCUGAAGACCUCAAGUACUUCCCUUAUCGUGCCACCUUUGACUUUGAGUGUUAUUUCAAACGUGAAACCGAACAUCCACGAAAUACAGCAAAGUUGACUUGGGAAGCCGAACAUAUCCCCUUGAGUAUCUCUGUUUGCUCCAACGUCCCUGGUUAUGAUCAACCCAAAUGCUUCGUCUCGUCUGGCAGUACAAGUGAAAUUAUCCAACAGUUCGUGGAAUAUUUGGUUGAGGUCAGCCAGGAAAGCUAUGGAUUGUUGCUGGACCAAUUCUCUGACGUUUUUCGUCAAAUUGAUGAACGAGUCAAUGAGGUAUAAUUCACACGUAUUAGAUUCUUAGUAUAUUUCUUAUCCUUAAUAUUUUUUCUUAUAUCUUUAGGUAGGGGAAAACGAGGUUAUGGAAGUUGUCGCGGGGGAGGACAAUGAGGUAAAUUAUAGGAAGGUUAUAUUUGCACUUAUAUUCUUUAUAUUCUAAUAUAUCUUAUGUUUUAGCAAAAUACAUAGGAACAGAUGAUAGAGGAAAUAGUGGGAUGUUUGAUGGGGCUGAAUGAUGAGGUAUAUAACAUAAGGUUUGAGCUCAACAGUGGUCUUUCCAGUGCUUACCAUAUGUGUACCUUUUAGGUGAGUGAAGACGAAGUGGAUAAAGAUAAAGACGUUGAAGAGAGAGUAAGUAUCACACUCAUGAUCCAUUUUAGCGGUUGUUAUAUAGAUUAGUAGGGAUGUGCAAGUAUCUUGCUUUUUACUUAUGACACCUUUUCAUUUAUUUAGGAUGUGGUCCAUCCUCUACUCAAACUCCAAGAUAAGUUGUCAGAAUACUUACAAGAACUACCAAUUCUUGGGUUCAACUCUGGUAAAUAUGAUAUUAACGCUGCGAAAAACCCCUUCUUUUCACAUCUCGUCAAACACGAACAAGUUAAGUUUGUGAUAAAAAGGAACAAUAACCACAUGUGUCUUAAGACUCAACACUUAAAAUUCCUCGAUAUCACAAACUAUCUGGCUCCGGGAUUUAGUUACGAACAGUUUCUCAAAGCGUACGAGUGCUCCCAGACCAAAGGCUACUUCCCGUAUGAGUGGGUCGAUUCCCUCGACAAACUCAAUCAUUGCUCCUUACCACCACGCGAAACUUUCCAUUCCACUUUGUCCGGAACCGACAUCACCGAGGACCAGUAUGAGUAUUGCCAGGGUGUAUGGGACGAGAAUAACAUGACAACUUUCCGCGACUUUCUCGUGUGGUAUAACAACCUUGAUGUAGUCCCCUUCCUUGAAGCGAUUGAUAAAAUGAGCAAUUUCUGGCAGGAAAGGAACAUUGAUAUGUUUAAGGACGGUGUGAGUGUGCCCGGCUUAACCAUGAAAUAUUUAUUUUCCAACAUCCCAGGCACCUACUUUUCCUUGUUCAGCGACAAGGACAAGGAUAUGUAUUAUUCAAUGAAGGAUAAUAACGUAGGGGGCCCCAGCAUUAUUUUCAACAGGUACCACGAGAAAGAGAAAUCAUCCAUACGGAAGGAAGAAAUGCGAGCCAGAGGAAAAGAAUCGAAACCCUGCAAAAAUGUAGUUGGUUACGAUGCCAAUGCGCUCUACUUGUGGGCCAUCAUGCAAGACAUGCCAACGGGGCAGUACACAAGACGGUUAGAGGAGGACGGGUUUAAGAAACGGUGGAGUGGGAAAAUGGCGAUCGAAUGGUUAGAAUGGCAAGCGUACAGUCGCGGCAUUAGUAUCAGACACGAGUACAACAACACGGAGAAAAGAAUUGGCACUCGUCGUCUCCCUGUUGACGGUUUUCACGCUGAAUCACAAACGGUGUUUCAGUUUCAUGGUAAGUUGUUGUUUUAGUGUAAUUAGUUAAGAUUAAUUAGCUAGGAUUAAGUUAAUUGUGUGGGAGUGAGUUUGUAGCGAUUGCGUGGGCUUGUAGGAUAACUUUAUUUUUCUUUUGUAGGUUUAACUGUAUUGCACUUUAUUUUAAUAGGUUGUUAUUGGCAUGGGCACAACUGUCAUCUGAACGAAGGGAAAGAAGUCAACGAGAAACGUGAUAAGCCAAUGAAGGAACUCCUUGAAGAUACCCAGAGAAACAGCGCCUAUAUCACGAAGCAGGGCUUCAAUCUCGUUGAAUGUUGGGAGUGUGAGUGGCGAGAUAUAAAGAAACGAAAUACCGCGCUGCAACGAUUCAUUGCCACGCAACUUCGCCGACCCCUAGACAAAGUAAAAACGAUGACAACUCGAUCAAUUGUCAACGCUGUGAAGAGUGAUAAACUAUUUGGAUGUGUGGAGUGCGACAUCCACGUUCCUGAGAGUUUGCGAGAAUACUUCAAAGAGAUGUGUCCCAUCUUCAAGAAUACCGAAAUAUGUCGAGAAGACAUCGGUGAGUUCAUGAAGAGCUAUGCCGAAGAAAACAACAUCAUGCCCCGACCUCGGCGGAGUCUCAUUGGAAGUAUGAUCGGAAAGAAGAUAAUGUUGGCAACUCCUCUUCUAAAAUGGUAUUUAGAACAUGGUUUAGAGGUACGUUUUAAAUAUUAAAAACUUGUAAAAUUGCAGGAGAAAUUUUUUUAACAAAUUGUAUUAUCGUUUUAGGUAACACACGUCUACCAGAUAGUCGAGUAUACCCCUAAGCCAUGCUUCAAACCUUUCGGUGACGUUGUAUCGGAUGCUCGUCGUGCUGGUGAUGCAGACCCCUCCAAAGCCAUCAUUGCGGACACGAUGAAAUUGGUCGGGAAUAGGUGAGUUUUAAAAUCACGCUGUCGUGACGUAUUCAAGAAAUACUCAUUUUUUGUAUUUCUAUAGGUGAGUUUUAAAAUCACGCUGUCGUGACGUAUUCAAGAAGUACUCAUUUUUUUGUAUUUCUAUACAGCUCAUACGGGAAGACCAUCACCAACAAAGAGCGUCAUCGCAAGGUGGAUUACUGCAACGAUGAUGAGGUUUCUGAAUUAAUCAACUCACCAUUCUACCGCCAAAUGAACGUGAUCGACGAUGACACCUACGAAGUGGAAAGUGCUAAGAAGAAAAUUAAGUUGGACUUACCACUACAGGUAUGUAUUGCAUGAUCAUUUUGUCAUUAGAAAUAUAAAUUAAUAAAUUAUUCUUAUUUUACAGGUGGGGUUCUUCGUGUACCAGUAUGCGAAACUCCGAAUGUUACAGUUUUACUACGACUGUUUAGAUACAUACCUUGACCGUUCCGAUUAUGAGUAUUGCGAGAUGGAUACAGACAGUGCCUAUAUCGCUAUUAGUGGUGAAAGUGUUGAAGAAUUGGUCAAGCCUGGUUUAAGAGAGGCGUUUGAGAACGAUAAAUGUAACUGGUUUCCUCGUUCCGAUACAACUGAACAUGCGAAAUACGACAGGAGAAAACCGGGAUUGUUUAAAGUGGAAUGGGAAGGGGAUGGAAUUGUAUCUUUAUGUAGUAAGACAUAUUAUUGUUUUGGGGAGAAAGAUAAGUAUAGUUGCAAGGGUGUAAAUAAGAAAAAUAAUGUAAUUAAUAAAGAUAAAUAUUUAGAUGUGCUUUUAAGUAAACGUAGUGGGUCGGGUGUAAAUAGGGGUUUUAGGGUUUUAAAUAAUACUAUGUGUACAUAUGUUCAAGUUAAGAACGCUUUUAGUUAUUUUUAUCCAAAACGUAAAGUUUUGGAGGACGGCGUCUCCACUAUUCCAUUAGAUAUUUAGUUUGUAAAUAGUCAAUAUAUAUUUUUCAAAACAUACUGUGUAUUUCUCUCUCCCCCUCUCCCAUGCAGAGUUUCAGGGACAAAAUAAGUCCCGCACGGGACAAACAGUCCCGCAGGGACACUUU